UCUCCAACCCUAGAAAAAACCAGCAGUCUCUCGGCUACUUUCCGAGUAUUUUGUGACGUUUUCAGUCCGAGUGCGCGUCUCUGCUGUAGAUGCUUCAACCUGCGAUCAAUCCAUUGCUUCAAGCCGAUCAGAAGUCCGAGAAGGCGAGAGCGAUUCGAAUUCGCAUUCGCUGCCAUUGAUUCAAUCGCGACGUCGUCCCUCCUUCCCACAUCGAGUUCCCAAUCCGCUGCGACCUUCUUCAUGAAGCUGCCUCUUCUCCGAAGAUGAGUGGCCGGAUAGGAGGAGGAAGGGAGAGGCCUCGGAGACUUGAGGAUAGGAACUUCUCGGGGCAGAGCAGUGCGCCUCCGUCUAGACAUCUGUGGGUCGGGAAUUUAUCUCAUUCCAUUUCUGAAGACGAUCUCGUCCGUCCAUUUCUGCGGUUUGGAGAGCUUGAGAGUGUUGCUUUUCAACUGGGACGUAGCUAUGCUUUCAUUAACUUCAAAAUAGACGAGGGAGCAAUUGCUGCCCUGAAAGCGCUCCAAGGCCUUCCUCUCGCUGGCAGUCCACUUAGAAUUGAGUUUGCAAAGGAUAAGUCCUCUGCCCCGUCACACAAUGACGAGUAUUUUGAACAUUAUAGUGAACAACGCCCUUCAUCGAGGGAAUCUCCUCUCUUGCAAAAGGACUCUAGGGUUCGGCAUUCUAGUCCUGAUCCAUUUCAUCCCGAUAGACCCAAGAUGAACGAUAAAGCUGCAGAACCAAGCGAGGUUUUAUGGAUAGGAUUUCCAGCUUCACUGAAGGUGGAUGAGACAAUAUUAAGAAAGGCCUUCUCGCCAUUUGGUGAGAUUGAGAAGAUCACCACGUUUCCAGGGCGCACUUAUGCCUUUGUUCGGUUUAUAAAUUUAAUAUCUGCUUGCAGGGCAAAAGAGACUCUCCAAGGAAAGUUAUUCGGAAAUCCCCGUGUGCAUAUAUGUUUUGCGAAGAAUGAAUCAGGUUCAUCCAGUGCUGGAAGGAGCUCGAUAAGUGGUCCUCUCUCUCCCCGUUACCAAUCCAAUGGUCGCCGUGGAUCUUCGGAGAGCUUUUGGCACGAUAUGGACAAUGGUAGCUUAACUGGAAAUCCUAGUGUCAGGUCUCCUCAUACUUUGACAGACAUGGAUUCCGAAGGUCAUGAUGGUUAUGAAUUCAGUAGGAAGGGUAAUAUGAGGGGGAGUGGUUUUAGUUCCCUGGAGCACAGAAGAUUUGGAGAAGAGGAGUCUGAAUUGAGGCCAUCACGUAGUGUGUAUGAAUUCCGUGGCAGUCCAAAGAGAGAUUGGGAUGCUCACCUUUCCUAUCCUACUCAAGGAUUUUCUCAAAGAGGUACAUUUUAUGAAGAUCAAUGGGACUUAACGGAGGAAGUCGACAUCCUUCAUGGGCCAAAGAGGAUGAAGAGUAAUGCUUAUCCUCUUGACAAUGAGCUACCAGAGUUUCAACUCUCUGAUUUAAGACGUGAGAAUCAAGCUUUUCCUCAUGUGUCAUCUGACUCUGUUCGAUCUGAUCCCUUUGGCAUUGAGUACGAGCAGAUGGUCAGAAGGAGCGACCAUCCAAGAGCCUCUUACGGAAAUAUCCAGAUAGGUUCUGGUUCACUGCCAACAGUUAAUGUUGAGAGGAAAAGAAUUGCUCCAGAGAUUAAACAGUCUUCAGUAAAAGAGUGGAAAUGGGAAGGUACCAUAGCAAAGGGAGGAUCUCCUGUGUGUCGUGCUCGAUGCUUUCCCGUGGGAAAAGUGCUUGACAUCUUGCUGCCUAAGUUCUUGGAUUGCACUGCUAGGACUGGUCUUGAGAUGCUGGCAAAGCAUUAUUACCAAGCAUCCGCAUCUUGGGUUGUCUUUUUUGUCCCUGGAACUGAUGCUGAUAUUGGGUUCUAUAAUGAGUUUAUGCAUUAUCUGGAGGAGAAGCAGCGAGCAGCUGUUGCUAAGUUAGAUGAAAGAAACACUUUGUUUCUCGUGCCUCCAUCUGACUUCUCAGAAAAGGUACUAAAAGUACCUGGAAAAUUAAGCAUAUCUGGUGUUGUACUGAGAUUGGAACAAACUGGUUCCAAAUUUGGCGAUGUUUACCACCCAGAUGAGAUCGAUUCUUUAUAUCCAAAGCCAUCAACACCUUCAGGGACACAAUUUCUAGAAACAAGUAAACUGGGGCCUGGAAAUCGAUAUUUUGCAGUUGAUGCAGCUCCUGCUCCAUUUUCAAUACCACUGAAUGCUGGAACUAGUAAAUAUGUUUCUCACGGUGAGGACAUGGAUGAAUAUCUGCCCCAGCAACAAAACCUUCUGCAGUCAAACUCGCACUAUCUGGCAACCUCAUCAGGCACAAGAAGUGCACAAUCACAACUUCCGAGCAGCACAUUUGAUUCUAUACCAAGGAUGGUGCAAUUGCGUGCAAACUCUGGACUUCCUUUAUCUGGUAAUAACAAUAUGCCUGUUCAGGAUAGGGAAGCUCUGGUUCAAUCAUCAACACCUCUUCCGUGCCUACAACCAGAACAAAUUUCUCAGUUGGCAUCUCUUCUUGGACAACAGAGGCAUUCUGGAAGCAUUCCAAAUAUUUCCAGAGGAAAGUCAGAUGGUUAUGCUUCCCAGGAUGUGAAGGUGACUUCUUCUGAGCUUCCAGUGUCUCAUUUUGGUGAAGUCCAGCCGUUCCACCAGCAGCAGCAUCCGGAGCAUCUAUUAAACCUAUCUGCUGCCUCGAAAGAGCUUCAUGCUGGAGCUCAGGGGAGUCAACAGAUGUCUAGUACCGGCUCGCAAGAAGCUGAAGCAGAUCCCCAGAAACGUCUCCAAGCAACGCUGCAGCUUGCAGCUGCUCUUCUUCAGCAGAUCCAACAAGGCAACAAAGGUUCUUAGAUAGGCAAACAUAUGUCUAGGUGGCUUAAAUGGUGUUCAGCUAAGGACAUGGAAGGGGUGAUGAAACGGUAUGCGUAGCAAUAAUGCAGGAAAUAUCAUCACUAAGUAUAGGUUUCCCCUGGAUAGAAUUGUCAUUCUGCUGUAACUUCCUGCGGUGAUGAUUAUGUGCUCUCUUUUUCGCUUGACUGACAAGGUGUUGGUUUAGUAAGUUAUAAAUUUGUUCA
Rhodamnia argentea is the source of this 3067-nucleotide messenger RNA. RefSeq names its product flowering time control protein FPA. Gene Ontology annotation, molecular function: RNA binding. The record is from RefSeq and is a predicted model, not a curated record. Bases 264 to 2843 code for a protein of 859 amino acids. The transcript has 4 exons. Lineage: Eukaryota; Viridiplantae; Streptophyta; Magnoliopsida; Myrtales; Myrtaceae.